GAUCCCGGCUCGCACUGGCGCAUCGCUGGUGGCCGAGCGGGCCUGGCACCUUCUCGGAUGGCUGUAGCUCCUCCAAGUUACUGCUUUGUGGCCUUCCCGCCACGUGCAAAGGACGGUCUGGUGGUAUUUGGGAAAAAUUCAGCUCGGCCCAGGGAUGAAGUGCAAGAGGUUGUAUAUUUCUCAGCCGCUGAUCAUGAACCUGAGAGCAAGGUUGAGUGCACUUACAUUUCAAUCAACCAAGUUCCCAGGACCCAUGCCAUUGUGAUAAGCAGACCUGCCUGGCUUUGGGGGGCAGAAAUGGGAGCCAAUGAACAUGGAGUAUGCAUAGCCAACGAAGCCAUCAAUGCCAGAGAACCAGCUGCCGAGACAGAAGCCUUACUGGGGAUGGAUCUGGUCAGGCUUGGUUUAGAGAGAGGGGCAACAGCUAAAGAAGCCUUAGACGUCAUUGUCGCCUUGUUGGAAGAACAUGGACAGGGUGGGAAUUAUUAUGAAGAUGCAAACUCCUGCCACAGCUUCCAAAGUGCAUAUCUGAUCGUGGACCGUGAGGAGGCCUGGGUGCUGGAGACUGUAGGGAAGUACUGGGCUGCGGAGAAAAUCACAGAGGGAGUCAAGUGCAUUUGCAAUCAGCUUUCGCUCACGACUAAAAUUGACGCAGAGCAUCCGGAACUCAGGAGUUAUGCUCAGAGUCAAGGUUGGUGGACGGGAGAGGAUGAGUUUAAUUUCUCUGAAGUUUUUUCUCCAGCUGAUGACCAUCUAACCUGCUGUUCAGGCAAAGACACCUUAGAAAAGCAAGAAGAAAGCAUCACUGUGCAGACUAUGAUUGAUGUCCUGCGGGACAAAGCCAGUGGAGUCUGCGUAGAUUCUGAGUCUUUCCUCACCACAGCCAGUGCCGUGUCUGUCCUGCCUCAGAACAGAAGCUCACCAGGCAUCCACUACUUCACUGGGACCCCAGAUCCUUCCAGGUCCAUAUUCAAGCCUUUCAUCUUUGUCGAUGAUGUAAAACUAGUCCCCAAAGCACAGUCUCCCUGUUUUGGGGACGAUGACCCAGCCAAAAAGGAGCCUCGGUUCCAGGAGAAGCCAGACCGCCGGCACGAGCUGUACAAGGCACACGAGUGGGCCCGUGCCGUCCUGGAGAGUGACGAGGAGCAAGGUCAGAAGCUGAGGAAGACAAUGCUGGAACUAGAGAAGCAAGGCCUGGAAGCCAUGGAGGAAAUCCUGACCAGCAGUGACCCCCUGGACCCCGCUGAAGUGGGGGAUCUCUUCUAUGACUGUGUGGACACGGAGAUUAAGUUCUUUAAGUGAAGUAAGCGUUCCCUUUCCCCUUCUUAUUUAAAACUUCCCACCUUACUAAAUUACCAGCAAAACAAACCACUCUCCUGUCCGAGUAAAAUGAGAAAGUUCAGAUGCGUCAAAGUCACACUGUCCCCUUGUGUUCUGCCUUGAACCUCACAACGCCGCCCCCUUCUUCUGCAGCGUAGAUCCCCUCCUUCUGCAGUGUAUAAUGUGUAUCCCCUUGCCUGUUGUCCGAUCGUAUGACUGUGGAUUUUAAGCUGCUAUUAUUGUAUUUCAGUGACAAUGGACACAUUAGCCUUUUCAUGGGAGGACUAGAGUCCAUCAAAGCCGUGAAAGACAGGCUCCUUGGCGCCGAGUUUGCGGGAAAGGCAAAAUCUCUUGGUCUUACUCUUUGAGUAGCGGUUUCUUUCAGGUUAACAAAAGGCGUUUGUCUGGCCCUGAGCUCUUCUCUGUGUGUGCCGGAGGGAGGCUUCCACUGAGUGCAGGCCAGUAACGCAGAAUGCCCCCAGCUGUGUCUUCUGAGAUGCAAAACAAGUGGGCAAAACAAGUGGGAAGGAAUGAAGGGGGCUCUGCUGACUCCAGGCACAGCUCCAUCCGGAUUCUCUUGAUCCGAAAGAACCUGUGCACGGUGGUUGUGUGUGGUGGAUCCACACAGACGGCUUCCACCUGCUGUGUGAGCUGGAACCUGCCCCACCCCGCCCCCACCCCCGUAGGGAUUCCGGGGGGCUGCACGUAACACUCCUAAUCCGGGCGUGGCUCUCCUACAAGGCGAGGGGCUGUCCCUGCUGCUCACCCGCCGCGCAGAUGCGCUUGUGUCUUGAAGUGAUUCUGGGCCUAGUUACUGCCAUCUAGUUUAGAAUUAAUUAAAUGGCCCUGUGGCAGAGUUCCACCCCACAAAGCUGCAAAUUUCUCAGCUAAUGAGGGAAGGAAAAGGAGAAACUUUUGGCUGUUUAGAUUCUAGUUAAAGUAGCUGGAAUCUGAGCAGCCACCCCAUUAUCUCAGCAGAGACUUUAAUUAAACUGAUUUGUUUCCCAUGUUGUGGGCGCAUGAAGGAUCUAACUUACCAGCAGAGCUCAGGAGAGCAUGCGAAGAAGAACAGAUGGGCUCAGCACAGGAAGACAGAGGGCAGGAAGGCGACAGAUGGAUGGAGAAGCAUUUCGCUCCAGGGGACAGUGCCACCCUCGCCUUCCUGCCCAACCCUGUCACAGCCCACAAAGCUGUGGAGAAAGCACCUGGCUUGCCCUGAUCUUUCCCUUUGUUCUUCGCGCCCCACAUGGCCAGGUAGCCACUUUCAGGCUAGUAGCUGAAGUGGGCAGGUGGUGGUGGUGGCAGGGUCUUACCUCCAGCUAUUGAAACUCUCAACCACUCUUGACAUGGACAGAGGCAGCGAUGAGGAGGAGAGGUGUGCAUGUUAAUAUAGCAAUGGGUGGGAGGGCUUCGGCUUCAUGUCUCCAGCUUGACCUGUACCGUCUGGGCCCAGUCACCUUCACUGGUGAUAGGUAUUUGCAAAUGGAAAUAAUAUGAGUGCUAGGAGUCAGAAAUGACUUCCAGUUAGACUCCUUUUCCAGCUGCAAUGUAUCAUAUGCCAUGAGAGCUGGAGAGGAAUUGGGCCCCAGACACAGACGUAGACACAGGGUCACAGGUGUUACUGGAACAAAUCUUUUUUUCUACUAGCUCCCCUCUAAGAGUGUAGGCAUAAGAGCACUGUGAGUUUUUUGCCCAGAAGUUUUGAAAAUUCUGUAUAUAAAAUCACUGUGAGUGAUGAGACAUGGGAGCAAUAUUUGAGCUGAAAAAAUUAACAGUGACUGUUCCCAGCAGCUUGUGGUUGCUGAAUUUUGUCCGGGUUUGGCCUGAGCUUUCAGUGAGAGCUUAGGGUCUCCUCUUAGGUGGCAUGGCCAUUCUGAGAGCGUCUACAGCUGCUGAGUGGGGAAGGGCAAGCCUUGAGGAUGACACAGGCACCUCAUCCCCUCCCAAGCCCACCUGCUGAGUGGUUCUUUAGAGCAAGAUGAUGCAAAAAGCCACUACAGAAUUCUACCACGUGGUCUCUCCUUCCCCUGUCAUAGAAACAGUUCCUCAGACCUGGCAUGUCUGAGAUACCCAAGGUGAUUAGGGGUUUGAGCAAAAGAAGUCUAGUGAGAAUAAAUUACCCAGAGGCCCAGCUUUCAUUAUUAUGGGCCAAGCAAAGGUCACGGACUACCCAGCCAGCCUUAUGCCAUUACCCAGCCACUGUGCAGUGGGAAACAACAAUGACCAAUUCUGUUAAGGACAUUGACCUUAGCCCAGCAACCCAGAAAAAGGCCAACCACAGCUAGAGGUCUGUGGGUUAACACUAUUAUCACAAUUGUGAUGCCACUGUCUUACCACUAGAGGGCGGGGCAGCCCUUUCGUGGCAGAAGUUAAAGAGGCUGGGAUGCUUUUAUUAGACCUGUACAGAAGUGUACAGUUAAAGCUUGAAUAAUAGCAGUGGAGAGGUUCUUUGUGCAUUGGGAUGCGUGGGGAAAGACAAGAAGAGAGCAAAGAAUCUGCUGAUGCGGAUGUUCAGUUCUAGCAACAGUAACAGUUUGAAAUAUGCAGUUGGAUUUUGAGGACACUUGCUGGGGGGGAAUGUUUGUUUUUAAAUGCUCCUAACAGACUCUGUUUUUGAAAAAUGCUUAUCAUUACGUGGAUAAUUUCUUGACCAGGGAUUGAUUUUCUAAAGGCAGUAUGGGGAAAAUGAAUAUAUGCAAGGUGAACUAUGAAAAUUAAUGUUUAGAGGUCAGUGUGUAAAUAGCUUCCUAAAAUACCGUUUGUGUAUCCAUUACAAUCUGGGGGACGGGAGGGGACUGUGCACGCCGUGUGCAGAAGGAAGACGUGGCCUUGAAGGACAGACUCUCUCCCCUGUUCUCACGCCCCGUAACCACACAUAAGCUAGUUAGUCUUGGCAGUAGAUGGGAUUUACCACUCACUCUGAGGAGGAGCAGAAGCUCCACUAAAAGUAAAUUAGCACAGCAGAAGUAGUACUCUUUCAUCCUUGGAGAUGGUUUGGAAUUUUAGGUAGAAUAAGGACAUACUUGAAAUUACGGUGAUUCUUUAGUGCCCAGUAACAUAAGACAGUGUUAUUAUUAGAAAGAGUCAUUCUUAUAAGCUAACAGAGCAAGUCUGUGCCUAUUAGAUAUUAGCAGUGAAGUUCCUUCACUUUUGGAUGGAUUUAUUAGGUGUAAAAAAUAAUUAUCAAUGAGGCAAACUCUGCUCACCUGUCCUCCCAGGUGGGUCCGGUUGUUACAAAGUUCUGCCCAGCCCAGCAGGAAAGCCAGAUGGGGCCAGUGUAUCUGUUGAGAAACCACUGACUGCGUUCUUGACUGAGGGGUAGUCCAGGCGUUUCUGGGGAAGGUCUUCAGCUGAGCUUCCCCAGGAGGGAGGGAGGGGCCGGGGGAGGGCCGGGCGGCGGGUCACGCAGCCCAGCACCGCCUGUGCUUCCCUGUAGUCGCGGCCUUUCAUUGCACAUGGUCUUAAGUCCCAGCUCCUCUCCUGUGGUUUGUGUCAAACGUGCUUUAUCUGAUUGAAUCCAAACAUCCUAAGAUGUCACAUGCGGAUUUCUCGUGGGGAUGAAUAUGUAUAUGUUUGCGGUCCUGUUGUGAGAAGUUAAAUGUGCGAGCUGAAAAGCGCUAGGGGCAGGGAAUAAUAAAAAAGGAGAACCUUUCUGUUUCCUGCAGUGGGAACUGACUGUGUCGUCUUAAUAGCCUUUUGUACAAAUAUCUACCAACCAGAUAACUUUCCCAUCCAGUGCUUGCCCUUGGAACUGUCUCUAAAUACAUCAAACAUACAAUAAAAAAGUACUGAGAUUAAUGUC
Messenger RNA from Odocoileus virginianus texanus, 5122 nucleotides. It is a transcript of the gene SCRN1, whose product is annotated as secernin 1. NCBI's taxonomy places the organism in Eukaryota, Metazoa, Chordata, Mammalia, Artiodactyla, Cervidae. Gene Ontology annotation, biological process: proteolysis. The record is from RefSeq and is a predicted model, not a curated record. Gene Ontology annotation, molecular function: dipeptidase activity; cysteine-type exopeptidase activity.